Molecule: messenger RNA, 1884 nt
Organism: Diabrotica balteata
Lineage: Eukaryota; Metazoa; Arthropoda; Insecta; Coleoptera; Chrysomelidae
Source: the annotation of a GenBank genome assembly
UUUUCCAAUUAGGAAAUUCAAAUGCAAAUGUUCAACAAACAACAAUAACUCAACAACAAUGCAGGUCGACUAUUACAACGGUUACUUAGAUGUGAAAAUACCAUCGAAAUCUAAAAGAGGAUUUACACCUUGGAAGACCUGGAAGAAGCAAUGGUGUGAAAUCAACCGUCUGGAUAACAUAGAAAACGGCAUUGAACUGAAACUGAGAUCUUGCAAAGAAGGGAACAUUCUAAAUUGCUUCAUAUUACCCAGGUCUUCCACAAUAUGUCGAACAGAGUCUCGAACUAAGCAGUACGCAUUUGGAGUCUUUAAUCUCGGAAGGAAAGCAGAAACCUCUCAUAUUUUUGAACGGCAGCUCAGAGACACAGACUCAGGAAUGGAUGUUGACUCUCAGGAGAAUGCUUGCGGUUGCUUCAUACAUUCCAGUUGACAACUCAAACUUCCGUGUCUCCUUAGUCGACAACCAUCAUUCACGAGCAGCUGGCCUAUUAGGAACCUUCGGUGUUUUGAGCAUCAAUCAACAGGAUUUGAGUAUAAACGAUCCUUGCACAGGAGAGCCCAAAAUUACAUGGAAAUGGUUUCAGUUUCAUCAGUUCCAUCUUCAGGCUCCUCUACAGCCUGAAGAUGACCGGAGGCGAAUUCCUGCCGGUCCAGGACUAAUUCUACUCUACUGUAAGCAAGCCUCCAGUCUUCUACACCACCUCGUAUCUAGAGGACAUUUUCCGAAGACCAAGAAUCGUUUGAGUCGAAGCGAGGGGGAUCUCGUCAAUGCCUUCAACAACUCCUUCCAUGCCGAGAGUCCUGUAUGUUUAAGAAGCCAAACUGGCAGCGAGGAUUCUGGUAUAAGAGCGUCUAUUGUUUCCGAUGAUUCAGAAUACGUUGCCAAAGGCAAGGAUGCUUCAAGUCUUAUUAAUAUGGGAAUGGAUGAAGUAACAAAAACACCUGGUGGUAGCGAAACAGAAGAUUCCUCUUUGGACCUUGUUGGGACAAAUUCAAAAGGUAAUAUUCCAAGAAACGAAUCAGGCAUUUCCUUGGCAUCAGGGAUAUACGAAGAGAUACCAGACGAUUACGAGCGUAAAACUACAUCACAUUCAAAACAUACUAGCCACGUUUACGAAAACCCUGCAGAUGUCAUUGUAGAACUAAGGAAAUCGUUUUUUACACCGCCUCCUUUACCUCCAAGGUCUCUAGAUUUUACCUGGAUAAAUAGGACUCGGAUCAACUCAGAAAACAAUACGUUACAAAAGCAGCUCGUUUCGAGUUUAAAACCUCGCGCCAACACCAUGCCAGCUCAAGACCUCUCAAAAAUAUCGAAGAUCUUCACCACGGAAUCGGAUUACGUCGUCAUGAGUCCGAGCAAAACACAGGACAAGGCCAAAAAACCGGCAGCUGAAAACUUCUACAUGCCAAUGUUACCACUUAAGUAUUUAAAGUUUAAGACUGACAAUAUAACGGUUGAUCUAAAGAAGACUUGACUUUUUAACAUGUUUUAAAUGUUUUGAUACUAUUUUAUAUGUAUUAUAGGAUUUUUUCCUGCUAAAUCCGUUUCACGUCAUCGAUCAGCUGUUCAAAUUUGUUAUCCGAAUGAUAGAACAUUGACAAGUCUAUCAACUUAACCUAAAAAACUUGGUUAUCAGAUCUCCAUGGCGAGCAUCAUAAACUAUUGUUUGACUACUGUUCGUCUGUCUGGAUUUUAUAAACCAAAACUGCAAUAAUUUUACUAUUAAUGUAACCAUUAAUGAUGAAAAUUAUUCUCGCCACUCUUCGCAGUCUCUUCGCAAUCCAUAAUUUGAACACUUCAGUUAUCUUUAAGUAUUUAAUGAAAAUAUCAGUAAAGCUACACUUUCACGAACUGCCCUAUGCUUUUUAUUGAAGGAAUUGUGA